This is a messenger RNA of Mangifera indica (mango), 1959 nucleotides long. RefSeq lists its product as uncharacterized. NCBI's taxonomy places the organism in Eukaryota, Viridiplantae, Streptophyta, Magnoliopsida, Sapindales, Anacardiaceae. Bases 250 to 1803 code for a protein of 517 amino acids. The transcript has 8 exons. The record is from RefSeq and is a predicted model, not a curated record.
AAUCUCAUCUCAUCUUUACUGUCGUCUGCCAUCCAGGGAUAAGUAGACGUUGAUGUUUAGAAUUCACUUCGCCUUAAAUUUGUUGCUGCUUAAUAUUAUUGGCUUAAUACACUAUUUGGAUUCAAUUUAUCGCAAAUCUAUUUUGUGCUGAUAUACUGAUGUAUCUAUCAAUUGAUUUGGCAGUUUGACUCGUCUGCGAUGUACGUGCAACUCACUUUAUGUGUUGAUUGAGGGAUUUGAAUUUGAAAAAUGGCGGAAUAUGUGGCAGCACCAUCAUGUAUUAAGCUGCAUAUGCAGAGUACUUAUAUAAAUAAGAGAGAAUGUUUACUACGGAAUUCGUAUUUUAGACCAGCUCAAAGAAGGUGUUCCCGCGAAAGAUGUAAAGUUGCCUGGUACUCAAUGCAGAAAAUACGUGGGAUUAGUACUUUAGGUGUUGAAAAUAAAAAAGGUUAUUCACUAGGCAGGAAACGUUCAUUCAAAUGUAGUUGCUUGGGGUUUUUGGUCAACCCUGAUUGUGCAACAGCCUCUGAAUGGGUUCCUGUUGGUGAUCAGGUACUUCUUAUGGCCAGUAUAUUCCUCACAUAUCUGGCUGGAGUAAUUCCUGUUCAGAAUUCUAAUCACACUAUGCAAAAGAGCAGACUCAAUAGUAUUUCAGUCCCUGAGAGCUUUAUCUCUCCUGGUUGGAAAAAUGAUGAGAAUGCUAAUAUAAAUUCUGUUUGGGAAGUAGUGAAAGAGAAACUUGUGGAGUCUCUAGAUGCUAUUGCAUGUGGGAAUAAUUCUGGAAACAGAGCCACUGAAUUUGAACAACAACAGGGAAAGCGUCCUUUAAGUCUGUAUGCUGUAUCUGAGGGAGCGAGGUUACGGCUACUUUGGGCUUCUCUUCAGCAGCUUGAGAAAGAGGUAAGUAAUAUCUCAGAGAUUCCUGAUACUGUUAACAGAGAUGAUUGGAUAACUGUUUUUUUUGAAAUCAUUCGAGAAUCCUGUCAACCAGUAUGCAUGACUUGGCUACAAAAUGAAUUUGACCUAGACAACAGCAAUUCUGAUGAGGCACUUAUUUCUCUGAUUCUAGAGAAGUUAAAAAGAGAAGAUACUGUUUUAAAGAAUAUCAUAAAUUCAGGCAAGACAGAUCUUUAUGCUGAAUUGAUGCACUUUCUUCGGUUCAGUUCCCCCAGAAAGGGUUGCUGGUACGACAAUACCUUGUUUUCUUUGUAUGCGGAUUCCAUAUUAGAAGAUUUGGUGAUAACUUUAGCGGAUGGGAUUGCAAGCAUUUACCUAGAGCUUAUUUCUGUCGAUGGAAAUUUGCCAAAUGAAAUUAGCAGCCUGGGUUUGAUGAUGUGUAAUCUGUCAACUCGUGCACUCCAAAGAUUACGGAAUGAGGUGGCCCUGAAUUUAUGGUUGUAUCAAAAUGUGGAGGCAGUUGUAUCAAUGUAUGAAGAUCGUUUUGACCUGUGCACAUUUCAGAGCCAACUCAUUGAGGAAUCUAUCGUGGAUGUCCAGUUUGAGAAUGAUAAUUGGUGGAAGAAGCUUACCUGCAGAAAAUCUGAAAUUUCGUUCUCUGCAUCAAGUUAUAUUGAAAUAAUUCAAAUGUCUAUUUCUGUGAGAAGAACCAAGGAAUUAAGGGCCCUGACAGGAUGGAGGUACUACUUCAGCUUAUUCCUUGAGUUAUCUGACAUUAGCAUGCCAUCUAUAAGAGCUGUUUUUGAAAAAAUCAGCAAUGCCAUCUCAUUCUUUUUUGUUAGCUUGAUUGGGAGAUCCUUAGGACUCAUCUACACUGGAAUUAGGCAGUCCCUGCAAUGGAAGUGAGAAGUAAUAUAACUGGUGUAUUUUUGUCAUUCUUUGCGAUUUACGUUAAGUUUGUUUUUCACUUUGAUAUAGGACUAGCCAAUAUGAGGAUGUCUCUUUUGGGUAUUGAGGCAUCUUGUAACGAUUCAUUUUGAAGUAAAAAUUUGACUUCCACCU